Molecule: messenger RNA, 588 nt
Organism: Caenorhabditis remanei
Lineage: Eukaryota; Metazoa; Nematoda; Chromadorea; Rhabditida; Rhabditidae
Exons: 5
Coding region: 1-588 (195 amino acids)
Source: RefSeq, a predicted model, not a curated record
AUGGACGCCGUCCGUACCAACGCCGAUUUCCGAUUCUUCAUGCAAUGGCCGUUCGGUGUUCUGAUGGGUUUUCAAACGCUAUUUUCACUAAUCUCUUUGAUUGUCUUCUACUUUGCCCUAUUCCUCUACGAAGGAACUUCUUUUGUCAUUUUCAUGCUCUCGCUUCUUCUUGUCUGCAGUAUCACUCAUAAUAUCAUCCACGUUUUCGGUCUCCAUCGUCGGGUUUUCGUCAUUUUUGGCAGAGCCGUGUUCAUUCCGGCAACACUAUUGGUCUUCCUGACAUCUGCAGUCUGCUGCAUUGGAAUGGCUAUUUCGACACUCAUCGUCCUCAUCGGAUUCAUCGAUUCUCUCCGUUUCCGUGCCCGCCUCAUUGUCGUUUAUGCUAUUCUCACGGUGACGUGUGCAAUUCUCACAUUCGCGUGCACAAAGAUCGUUAUGCUCCUGUUCAGAGCUGCACCGAACGGUCAAAUCAAGGGUCUCGUACAAGUUGUCAUCGAAGGAGAUCGCACUUCAAAGAUUACCGCUGCUCACACAACCACAACGACAACCACCAGAACGACCACUACUACAACUACGAAUUUUGUCUGA